Molecule: messenger RNA, 366 nt
Organism: Australozyma saopauloensis
Lineage: Eukaryota; Fungi; Ascomycota; Pichiomycetes; Serinales; Metschnikowiaceae
Product: sulfiredoxin
Exons: 1
Coding region: 1-366 (121 amino acids)
Biological process (GO): cellular response to oxidative stress
Cellular component (GO): cytoplasm
Molecular function (GO): sulfiredoxin activity
Source: RefSeq, a predicted model, not a curated record
AUGAAUGCUCCUGGAGUCAGGGAACUAGAGGUUCCAUUAAGUGAAAUCAGAAGACCAAUUCCUCCAGUUCUUGAUCAUCAAAAAAUAGAAGCCAUGCUCUCAACACUUUUAGGAGUGCCCAUGGCUUCUGCUACUUGUGCCAUAGAAAACAUCACACCAGGUCAAUUGCCCCAAGUAGACGUAUUUCUUGUCAAAGAGAAUGGCAAAAAUUAUUACUUUGCUUUUGGUGGCUGUCACAGAUUCCAAGCUUACGAUCGUCUAAAAUUAGUCAACACGAAAGAGCCCAUGGUGCGCUGUAGGGUUUUUCCAGCUACAAGAAAAACUCUUCGUGUUUACUUAGGUAGUUCAGUAGAUAGCAUGUUUUAA